This is a messenger RNA of Trichechus manatus latirostris (Florida manatee), 1364 nucleotides long. It is a transcript of the gene GADD45B, whose product is annotated as growth arrest and DNA damage inducible beta. The transcript is spliced from 4 exons. Gene Ontology annotation, biological process: regulation of cell cycle. NCBI's taxonomy places the organism in Eukaryota, Metazoa, Chordata, Mammalia, Sirenia, Trichechidae. Bases 234 to 716 code for a protein of 160 amino acids. Gene Ontology annotation, cellular component: cytoplasm; nucleus. The record is from RefSeq and is a predicted model, not a curated record.
CCGUAGGUGAAGAGCCGCGCCGUUCUUUGGUGUUCUUGGAUUAUUCGCGUUAAGGACUUUGCGUUUUUUUUGCUUUAUUCCAACUUCUUUGGGGAUUUCACUGCUGUCUGCCGAAGGUUUUGGGCUAGCGCUCCGGCUCCGUGAGAACGUGUUGCGCUGUCUGUUCUCGGAUUUUGCAUUUUCUCUCUUGGGACUGUGGUGGGUUUGUUUCCACUGUGGAUUAUAAUUGCAACAUGACCCUGGAAGAGAUCGUGGCGUGCGACAACGCGGCUCAGAAGAUGCAGACGGUGAGCGCAGCGGUGGAGGAGCUUCUGGUGGCUGCGCAGCGCCAGGACCGCCUCACCGUGGGGGUGUACGAGUCGGCCAAGCUGAUGAAUGUGGACCCGGACAGCGUGGUCCUGUGCCUCCUAGCCAUAGACGAGGAAGAGGAGGAUGACAUCGCUCUGCAGAUCCACUUCACGCUCAUCCAGUCAUUCUGCUGUGACAACGACAUUGAUAUCGUGCGGGUCUCCGGUAUGCAGCGCUUGGCACAGCUGCUGGGUGAGCCGAUCGAGACCCAGGGCACCGCGGAGCCCCGGGACCUGCACUGCCUCCUGGUCACGAAUCCACACACGGACGCCUGGAAGAGCCAGGGACUGGUGGAGGUAGCCAAUUACUGUGAAGAAAGCCGAGGAAACAAUCAGUGGGUCCCCUACAUCGCCCUGCAGGAGCGCUGAGUCCCCUCCUGGCCCCAGAGCCUGCUGAGUUGCUGCCAAAAAAAUAAUCAAAUAAAUAUUUGAGCCCCUCCCCCCAGCACAAUCUCCCCCCCCCAAAAAAUACCCAACUUAUGAGACCACUGGGGGGCAGAGUCAUUGGAGAUUUGAGGACAAGGAGAGGGGAGUGUGGGGUCACCCCGGGACGGUGGCCUGGAGCGGCGCCAUCGAUGGCCACAGAGAGAGAGGAGAGGGGUCCCCCUGGCCAGCAGAAGAGGGGACCCCACGGCACAGGCCUGGUGACAGCCGACGCCAGAGUGGGGGAGCCCUGCCUCCCCCCAGCACGGAGAGCCUGGACUCUACCUUUGGAGGUUGGGCGAGACCUGUGGCGUCGCCCACCUUUGUUGAGGCUGGAGCUGCCAUCUACAAAAAGGACUUGGCUGAGCGAGGGCGUGGACCCUUGUCAGGAUUUUCUACUUCGGGACUUAGAGCUGGGGCCCACGUUGUAUGGGUCCCAGGAACUCCUAGUUUGCAAAUGCUAUAGACAAUCUAUUUUGUUACCUGCACUUGUUACUUGAACCACUGAAAAGAGAGACAGAAGGCUCACAGAUUUCUUCUAUUUUUAUUUCUAGGAUGGCUUUGUAAUAAAUUUGUAAAGCCUCAGGCUUGCUU